Molecule: messenger RNA, 1552 nt
Organism: Leptinotarsa decemlineata (Colorado potato beetle)
Lineage: Eukaryota; Metazoa; Arthropoda; Insecta; Coleoptera; Chrysomelidae
Product: juvenile hormone epoxide hydrolase 2
Biological process (GO): epoxide metabolic process
Molecular function (GO): epoxide hydrolase activity
Source: RefSeq, a predicted model, not a curated record
UGUCGAUAUCGAAUCGUAUAAUUUCUUUUUUGCAGAUGAGAUUUGAGAAUUGUAUCACCUUCCUCAUUAUAGUCACAGUUUCAGUUCGAUAGGUUAAAAACAUGGCAAAAAAGUUACCGAUCCUGUUAGGCAUAGUUGUGAUAUUUUUGGGAUACAAAAUUAAAUCAUUCUUGGAUCCUCCUCCAUUGCCACCAUCAUUGGAAGAAAUAUGGUGGGGACCCGGUAAUAUAGGAUCGGUUAAGCCAACCAUUCAACCUUUUACUAUCAAUGUUUCGGAUAAGGUUCUGAAAGAUCUACAAUGGCGACUGGAAAACCACAGAUCACUAACACCACCUCUUGAGGGAAUUCAACAGCAAUAUGGAAUGAAUACAAAACUUCUGAAGAAUGUUGUAGAUUUCUGGAAAUCAAAGUACAACUGGAGAGAACGCGAGAAGUAUCUGAACAAAUUUCCUCAGUUCCUAAUAAAUAUCCAAGGCUUAGAUUUGCAUUAUAUUCAUGUUAAACCCAAGUUGCAAGAUGGAGUUAAAAUCAUCCCACUUCUCCUGCUACAUGGAUGGCCAGGGUCGCUGAGGGAAUUUUACGACAUUCUGCCGAUCCUAACAAGGCCCCAGAAUGAUAAAAAAAUUGCCUUCGAAGUAAUUGCACCUCACAUUCCAGGAUAUGGAUUUUCCAAGGGAGCUGUGAAACCCGGACUUGGAGCAGCCCAAAUAGCGUUGGUAUUCAAAAACAUGAUGAAAGAACUGGGUUUCAAAAAGUUCUAUGUUCAGGGAGGAGAUUUCGGGUCUAUAAUACUGCAACACAUGUCUGUAUUAUAUCCAGAUUCGGUGAUGGGUUUUCAUUCAAACAUGUGCCACGUCUUCACACCUCUGUCUACUUUGAAGAACUUCUUCAGUCAAUAUUACCCAUCAUUCUCUUGGUGGUACAUUAGACCUGAACACUAUGAAAGAGUUCAUCCAACAAUGGAAUACUUCUUCAAGAGAUUACGAGAAACUGGAUAUCUGCACUUGCAAGCUACGAAACCUGACACUUUAGGAGUUGCAAUCAACGAGUCUCCUUUGGGAUUGGCAGCAUACAUUCUUGAGAAAUUUACAUCUGGCACCAAUCCAAACUGGCAGCUACGUGAAGACGGUGGACUGACGGAAUUUUUCACUUACACCGAUUUACUUGAUAACAUAAUGAUAUACUGGAUUACAGAAUCAGCUACAACAUCAUUCAGGUUAUACUCAGAGACUUUCAAUAGAGCUCAUAUGGGAUUAGGAAUCACAAGACAACCCGUUCCAGUGCCAACGGCAUGUGCCAGAUUUAAAUAUGAUUUCUUCACUGCUGAUGGUAUGCUAACUGAAACAUAUCCCAAUAUCGUGCAGCUUUCUGACUAUGAUGGUGGUCACUUUGCAGCUUGGCAGUUGCCUCAAGUUCUUGCUAAAGAUAUUUUUGAUGCUGUGGAAAUUAUGGAAUCAAAUUACAAGAAUGCUCGAUAACUAAUAAUUAAUUGAUAAUCAAUAAAAAACUAAUUAACUAAUGAAUUCACACAAAUAUAUCUGUACAGUUUUUG